GCGCACAAGGCACGAGCCCUGUCUCCGUCUCUCUGUGUGUGUCUCUCUCUCUCUCAGUGUGCGCGCGCGGCUGAAGAUGGGCGCUGUGUCUCCGCUUGUCCUCUGCUUGUGGCUGCUGUUCCCGCUGUGUGUGACACAGAAAGCGAAAGACCGGAGGACUGCGGGGCUGAAGGACACCGAAUUCGUGGACAAGUACAGCGUGUGUGCUCAGGGUCCUCCUGGAGUGCAGGGCCGUGAUGGUAAUCCGGGAGUGAAUGGUAUUCCUGGCACCCCAGGAAUCCCCGGCCGUGACGGGGUGAAGGGGGAGAAGGGCGAGUGUGUGACGGAGAGACUCGAGGAACCGUGGAUUCCGAACUACAAGCAGUGUGCGUGGAGCGCGCUGAACUACGGCAUCGACCUCGGCAAGAUCGCUGACUGCACAUUCACUAAGCUGCGUUCGGACAGUGCCCUGCGAGUGCUCUUCAGCGGUUCGCUCCGGCUCAAGUGUAAGACGGCCUGCUGUGGCCGCUGGUACUUCACCUUUAACGGCGCCGAGUGCACCGGACCGUUACCCAUCGAGUCCAUUAUCUACCUGGACCAGGGCAGUCCAGAGCUCAACUCCACCAUCAACAUGCACCGCACGUCCACAGUGGAGGGUCUAUGUGAAGGCCUCAGCGCUGGUCUAGUGGACGUGGGGAUUUGGGUCGGGACCUGUGCUGAUUACCCGCGCGGAGACGCCUCCACCGGCUGGAACUCCGUCUCCAGGAUGAUCAUCGAAGAGCUUCCUAAAUAAUUCUCCCCCUCCGUCUGCUCUGCUCUCGGCCGCUGGUCUGUGAUCAGAAAUCCACGCCUAGUGAACAUCCUCAUCACUGUGUUCCUCCAAAAUCUCUCUGUUCGUUCAGUCAGGCCUGUCAGUGUUGUUCCAGAAUCCUCUCUCCAUCCUCUCUGUCCUUCCCAGCAGAGAGAACCAGUCACAUUCAGGGUCGUGAUCUGUCUACAGCCCUGGGCAGUUAGUUCACAUAAAGCCUAAAAUAAAAGAGAGAUUUCUGACUGUCCAGAGAGAUUACUGUAUAAUCUGGAAAAUAUGGUAAAUAAAAGUUUUAAUCUGUUUGUUUA
Molecule: messenger RNA, 1095 nt
Organism: Neoarius graeffei (lesser salmon catfish)
Lineage: Eukaryota; Metazoa; Chordata; Actinopteri; Siluriformes; Ariidae
Gene: cthrc1a
Product: collagen triple helix repeat containing 1a
Exons: 4
Coding region: 77-772 (231 amino acids)
Source: RefSeq, a predicted model, not a curated record